Molecule: messenger RNA, 4620 nt
Organism: Centropristis striata (black sea bass)
Lineage: Eukaryota; Metazoa; Chordata; Actinopteri; Perciformes; Serranidae
Gene: fam131ab
Product: family with sequence similarity 131 member Ab
Exons: 6
Coding region: 53-1273 (406 amino acids)
Source: RefSeq, a predicted model, not a curated record
AUUUGCUAGAUUUGCUCUCCUGAAAAAAAAGGCUCUACAUGCAGCUGCGAAAAUGGGCUGUAUCAGCUCCAAAACGCCACUUGUGGCCUAUGACGGUUCGUUGCGCGUGGACUGGAGCGCGGCAAGCUCUCUGUCUGACCUCGCGCUUUUGGGGAACACGCGGACCUGCUUGGCGCGCAGACUGAUUCUGACAGCACCUUUGGGCGCACUGGACUUCAGCGAGGUGAAUGUUGACGACACCAUUGAAAUGUUACCAAAAUCAAGAAGAGCUCUCACCAUUCAAGAGAUUGCUGCAUUAGCGCGAUCUUCCCUGCAUGGUAUUUCCCAGGUAGUGAAGGACCAUGUGACGAAGCCUACAGCCAUGGCUCAGGGCAGAGUGGCCCACCUGAUAGAGUGGAAAGGCUGGUGUAAGCCCAUAGACACUCCAGCAGCCCUGGAAUCAGACUUCAACUCUUACUCCGACCUCACUGAGGGAGAGCAGGAGGCACGCUUUGCCGCUGGUGUGGCAGAGCAGUUUGCCAUAGCGGAGGCGAAGCUGAGGGCCUGGUCCUCGGUGGACGGCGACGAGUCCAACGAUGACUCAUAUGACGAAGACUUUCUGCCUGCCAACGAGCCCACCACACAGAGCACAGAUGUGUCAUCAUAUCCGCCCUACUUGAAGGACCUGAUCCACAGCCAGCUUUGCCAACACCUGGGCCUGCGAGGGCCCUGCUUGGAGGGCGGAGGAGGAGGAGGUGGAGAGGGAGGCGGCAGCGGAGAGGCCUCCCCCACGGCAGGCUCCCCGGACACCCUGUGCUCCAGCCUCUGCAGCCUGGACGAGCACCACCCGCUUCUCCGUGACCUGAGCGGCCACCGCGGCAGCCACUCCUGCAGCGCCGCAGAGCUGGCCGCCAAGAUUCUGUCGGCGCUGCAGGGAGGGGAGGAGCUGCUGCUGGCCCGGCUUCAGAGGGCGGGGCAGAGCGGGCGCAGUGGGGGGGACUGCGGCUUCCACAGCCUGGCUGGGGGGGGAGGGCGGGGCAUCAGGCCCUGUGGGGGUCAGGACUCUCCUUGCUACUCCAUGUCUUACUCUGAGACGUACCUGUCACCCGGCGAGGACGACGACACCCCAUGCAAGGACUAUGAGAGGCCCUUGUGCCAGGUGGAGGCGGAGGGCAACGGAGUGGAGUACGACCCACGCAGGAGGGUCUCCGACGUGGCGUCCUCUGGGGUUGUGUCGCUCGAUGAGGAGGAUGAAGAGGAGGAGGAGAGGGCAGAAGAGCCAAACAACCAAUGACUCCUCUCAUCUCACCUCAGUGUUUAAUCCCUCCAAGCUCAUUGGAGGGUUUUCUGUUUUGCAACAACUCCCCCUCUCCACCAUGGCGUCUGAAAAGUUUGAACCGUGGUUAUGCUGUUCCCCCCCUCUGACUGAAGCAUAAAUCAUCCGUCUUUGCCUUACUUGCAGCAUUUCAACUCCCCCUUUCCAUCUCGUGACUGCUUCCCCGUUUGAUGUGUCAACUCUAUUUUCUCUGAAGGCGUCCAAACAAUCUUUUUUAUCAGUGUGAAAAGUGCUGGACCUGCUAGUCCACUGACGUACGCGCGCAGUUUCCGUCCCUACCUGGGAAGCGCCUCUAAAGACGGACGCCACCAACAAGGCAGACAGAAUGACUGAGUCCAAAACUCUGACUUAUCUUUGCAUGUGUUUUGCAAGUUCUGAAAUCGAUGGGCUGACCCGGUCUUGAGCACGGUUUGCAAUCUCAGCUGUUCUGUAUAACCCCGCCCACUUCCCCAGCGUCUCCAAUGGGAGAGAGGGUGACACCGCAUCCUGGGACCCUCCCCUUAGCUCCCUCUCCUUCCCUUUCCCCCUCCUUUGCAAGAGACAAAAUAGCAUCCUUUCGGGCAUGGCUUGCUGAGUAUGCCAAACUAUUUAACCCUGUCACUACCAAUUAUGAGCAAAUGCUGGAAUGUCUUCAAAGUGACAGGGCAUAGUAUGUAUUUUAAAAUAACAAAGUUUAAAAAAGAAAAAAGAUUUGUCACAAAUGAUAUAACAGAAAUGAUAUGCUUUUAUUGUACUAGUUUUCUAUCACUCAAACAUGUUGUUGUUCACAUUAUUCCAAACGUCAUUAUGAUGGACAUCUGCCAUAAUGAUCUAACUAUAGCUACUGGAUAUUUUUGAGGUUCUGUGGAUUCCUGCAUGGAAGACACGACAAGUUUGGUUGUCUUAAAAAAAACGACACAGCAGCGACGACAACAAACACUCGACAGAAUGUUCCAGAAGUGACCCUUCGGUUGAUAGGUGUUGGGCAGAAAGUGGCGCAGGUGGAGAAGACAGAAGUUUUUUCUGUCAAGAGAUGAGUUGCAUCGGAGAUUUUCUAUAUUUUUGUAUGCGUUGUCUUGCUUUGAUCUCUUUGCCUAUGCGGCGUGCCAGUGUAUGUGAUUUUUUGCACGAAGCUAAUGUGGCUGUAGAUUUCUCCUUUUCUUCGUUAUCACUGUGUGAUAUAGUUUACUGGAAAAAAAACAACAAUACAAAUGUGAACUUUUUAUUUUGUUUUUUAUUUCAAAAGAGGAUACUGUGAUACAGUUUGUUAUUGCAUUUGUCAUGAUCCUCAUGAAGAGCUUGAUUUCUUUUCUCUCCAAAUAUUUCAAAAAUGCUCUUCUUUCUUUCCUCGCAUACUGUCUCCUGAAAAGCUUUGCCUUUUAUUCUAUACUUUCCCUUUUUUUUUAUGAUAUUUGCAAAAUAGCAUGUUUAUGUGACACAUGCAGAAACUCCCAUCUCCAUUGCGGUAUGAGGAGUCCUGUUGAGGUUCUCCCAGAGGGUCAUUCAUACAACUCAGGAAAUCCCAUUGGACCAGAGCAUCAAUGCAUCCCACCCGCAUGCAUAACACCACACGUCUACCAUCCUCCGUGUUCGCUUGUGUGUGUGCAUUUUUGUGCGUUUGUGUAGAAAAAAACUUGUGUGUAGUUAUUUUCUACAAUGAUGAAAGCACAGAUUCAGUCCCCACAUCCUUCUUUAAAGUUGUUUGACUGAUUAGAAAAGCCUCAAUGUGUGUAUGUUUGAUGUUUUGAGCAAAUGUGUGUGUGUGUGUGUGUGUGUGUGUAUUGUAAGAUGUCAGCAAGCUCCGUAAGCUUGCACUGUAUAUCCAUUCCAAAACCCCUCCAAUGCAGCGAUUCCCUUUAAAACAGUGUCUGGUGUAGCUGAGCUCUCAUUGGAUUGGAUUUUACUGGUGCUGGAGCUUAAAAAAAGAAAAAAAAGAAGCAUGCAGUGCAUAAUUCUGGAAAUUAUUUUGAAAAUACAGACAGCAUGACAUUGCUAAAUCGGACUUCUGAACUAAAAGAAAGUAAAGAGUCCCAGUCAGGAAAGUUGGAAAAGACAGCGACAACUCAGGGGGAACCAUUGAAGCUGUGCCUUUCAUUCAUCACCUCUGACCUCCCAACCUCAUCAUCAUCAUCAUCAUCAUCAUCACAUGUCCAUGCUGUCACUUAGGCCAUAGCUUGGCUUCCUUCUCCUUUUUUAAACGAGCAAGUAAAACCUUUCUAAAACUAUGUGGUUACUUUUUGUCUUUAUCAUGAAAUAAACACAAUUUGUUUUGGAACAAAGCCUUCUACACUGCUCAUAGAUUUGAGAGCAAAACUAUCAACACUGCAAGAUAAAAUGUGUAAAACUGUGAUUAUAAAUGUAUUAUUCCAAAUCAACUUCUGUUUACAAAGCCAAAAGUUUUGCUUUUUAAUCCAAAAGUUUUGCUUGGUGUUGAGCUCAACCUUGUGGGCGGGACCUAGGGUUGUCACGAUACUAAGAUAUUUAACUCGAUACCGAUACUCAGGAAAAUAUUCAAUACUUGAUAAAAACAAAGACUCCAAAAUUUAACAGAAAUAUGUUUAACAAGAAAAAUGCAACAGAACCACAGGUUAAAUAUUUAUAAUAAAAAACAGUUGUGCAAAAAGAAACUGCAACUAUAACAAAGCUUCAGCUCUGAGGUAGUGCAAAAAAUAAAUAAAUACAACAAAAAAUAACAAUUAAAACAAUAUUUUGUAUGCUGUGCAGUAUAUUAGGCAAGCUUGAUAAGUCGUCUUUUCUGUGCUUCAUUCUGUGAAUUUCAAGAGAGAAAAUAACACUUUUCAUCGAUACUUUUGAAAAUGAGUAUCGUAUUGAUACUUUUUUGAGUAUCGAUACUUUUGACAACCCUAGAGGGACCUAUGCUGAAAAAUGUAAUUCAUGUCUUGAUUCAGUCUUGAUCAGAGGGACAUUAGUGAAAGUGAGAGGGAUUUUUGUAACCCAGCUGUCACUCUGAGUGAGACUGGCCAAUAGACAUGCGUAUUGCAACUUUGCAAUCCCAAAUUUAUUUUACUUGCAGCUACUUUUGGUUGCAGUGUUGACUCCCAAAUUCUCAGAUUUUUCAAUCCACGGUGGAACGUUUUUGUCAAAUACCUGUUUUUUUUUUUUUUUGCAUGAUAAAGACAGAGUAACUUCAUAUGAAAUGUGAUUGACAGAGGCACUAAACAUCCCUCUGCACCUUCUGUGUCUGUGGCUGGAGGUUACAGUGGGACGAUUUACGUCAUUGUCCUUUUGCUUGACAUUAAAAGCUGGGCGAUGCUGGUGAGGCGAGGUUGUGCUUUUGUCCUGGCGGGGCGACAAGAGUGUGUGCC